This is a messenger RNA of Oryzias latipes (Japanese medaka), 2582 nucleotides long. RefSeq names its product annexin A11b (gene anxa11b). Gene Ontology annotation, biological process: cytokinetic process; phagocytosis. NCBI's taxonomy places the organism in Eukaryota, Metazoa, Chordata, Actinopteri, Beloniformes, Adrianichthyidae. Gene Ontology annotation, cellular component: nucleus; cytoplasm; vesicle membrane. Gene Ontology annotation, molecular function: phosphatidylserine binding; calcium ion binding; calcium-dependent phospholipid binding. The record is from RefSeq and is marked provisional.
GCAGAACCUGCUAAAAUAUUAAGAAAAGCAAACAAGUCUGACCCUUAAAGAUCUCUGAAGAUGAGUUACCCAGGCUACCCCCCACAAUCUGGCGGAUACCCACCUCAAGCAGGCGGCUAUCCACCCCAAGCAGGAGGCUACCCACCCCAGGCAGGAGGCUACCCACCCCAGGCAGGAGGCUACCCACCCCAAGCAGGAGGCUACCCACCCCAAGCAGGAGGCUACCCACCCCAAGCAGGCGGCUACCCACCGGCGGCUGGUGGCUACCCUCCGGCAGCAGGAGGCUACCCUUCGGCAGGAGGUUACCCCCCGCAGGCAGGAGGAUACCCUCCCGCUGCAGGUGGUUACCCUCCAGCAGCAGGGGGCUUCCCACCCCAAGCAGGCGGCUACCCUGCGCCAUCAGGAGGCUUCCCUCCCCAAGCAGGAGGAUUCCCUCAGCCUGGUGCUGGAGGCUAUCCCUCCAUGCCCCCAGCAGGUGGAGGCUGGGGUGCAGCACCAGGUGGCUCUGGCAUGCCAGGAGGACCUCAGCAGGGAUAUCCAGGGGGCCCUCCCCCAGGCAAGCCCAUGCCAGGUUAUCCUGGGCCCUCACCAGGUGGAGUUCCAGCCAACCCUCAGGCACCAGCCAUUCCUAAAGGAUACAGGGGCUCCAUCAAAGAUUUUCCAGGCGCUGACCCACUGAGGGAUGUGGAGGUACUCAGAAAGGCGAUGAAGGGUUUUGGAACUGAUGAAAAAGCAAUCAUUGAACUUUUGGGAAAUCGUACCAACAAGCAGAGGGUUCCGCUGGUAGCAGCCUACAAAACCACCUACGGGAAGGAUUUAUUCCGUGAUCUGAAGUCUGAGCUCACUGGAAACUUUGAGGACUUGGUUGUUGCCAUGCUUAAGACUCCCACUCAGUUUGAUGCAUCUGAACUCAGAGAAGCUAUAAAGGGUGCAGGAACUGAUGAAGCUUGUUUGAUUGAGAUUUUGUCCUCACGUUCCAAUGCGGAAAUUAUUGAGAUCAACAAAGUCUACAAAGCUGAAUAUGGAAAGACCCUGGAGGACUCCAUCAGCAGCGACACCUCUGGUCACUUCCGUAGACUCCUGGUUUCUCUUUGUCAGGGAAACCGCGACGAACGCGAGACCGUUGACAUUUCUUUAGCCAAGCAGGACGCUCAGAAACUGUACGCGGCUGGGGAAAAUAAAGUGGGAACUGAUGAGUCCCAGUUUAAUGCCAUCCUGUGCGCCCGCAGCAAGCCGCACCUGCGGGCAGUUUUUCAUGAAUACCAGCAGAUGUGUGGGAAGGAAAUUGAGAAAAGUAUCUGCAGAGAAACAUCUGGAAAUCUGGAGGACGGCAUGGUGGCUGUUGUGAAAUGCAUCAAGAACACACCAGCCUACUUUGCUGAAAGGCUCCGCAAGGCCAUGAAGGGCGCAGGGACCAAGGACAGAACCCUGAUCCGCGUGAUGGUAUCCCGCUCUGAGGUGGACAUGCUAGACAUCCGGCAGGAAUACCUGAAGGCAUACGGAAAGUCGCUGUACACCGACAUCUCUGGUGACACAUCUGGAGAUUACAAGAAUCUGCUGCUGAAGCUGUGCGGUAGUAGUGACUAGACCGGAGCUGCAACUGUUGUCGUCAGGACAUUGUAUAUGUCCAGACACACACAAAAAAAGUAAAACUAGGAGGGUUUAACACAACAUAUGAAGCAUGCAACUAAUUUUAGUGGCACCUAAUCAUUGAAAAUGAGAUAUAUUAAAAGAUGCAUUUAAUGCUUGUCAAGUAAUCCUGUAUGUGCCUAAACAUUUUAUUAUUUCAAAAAUUACCAUAUUACUGUUCUAACUACAUCGUACUUUAGUAGUUGAGAGGUUACAAAAAAUUCAAGGUAAUGUUAUAACUUUAAAUCCUUGAUUUAGAUUAGUUUCCGUUGCUAAUAAAGAAAACUUUAUUUGAAAAAACAGAAAUUUUGUUUAAAAAUGUAUGGAACUUUUAUUCCUAUAUUACAGAUAUAGUUAAAGUCACUGCAUUUGUCUAUGUUUUCAUCCAUCCAUCUUCAAAUCCUGCAUCCUGUGUACAAUCACAGGGUCAUGGGGUCACUUACCUCAACUUCUCCAAGGGGAAGGAAAGGGCCAAUCUAAGGCCCAUUCUGUUAAGGCGCACUAUAAUUAUAUUUCAGGUCAAUCAGACAUUUAAAACCCCCUUUUUUUCUUUCAAUUAAAACGUUAAUAAAUGCACAUUUAUUUGCACUUGUAAUUCUAUGCAUUAAUGCCAAUACUACGUUUUGCCUUUUGCUCAGUGCAGAGAAGCCAAAGUCUAAACACAGUUCAUUAUGAUGCCUCAAAACAGCAGAUGCAGCUGCAUAUUUUAUACUUUUUUUCUUUUCUUGCAAAAAACAAUCUGUAGUGGUUUUGAAAUUUCUAUCAUAACUAUUUUUGUUCAUAUGAUGUUGCUGUCUGUUCUGUCCUUUGCUGGUCUGCUGUUCUGCCAGUAGAGGGCUCUUGGUUCACAUCAAACGUCAGUCUGUACUGACUGUGCUGCAAUUUGACAUCCACUUUAAACUAAGUUUAAAUUCUACUUUUACCUUCAAUAAAAGUCACUUUGUUGUGUUUGA